This is a messenger RNA of Ceratina calcarata, 1204 nucleotides long. RefSeq names its product sorting nexin-6-like. The transcript has 6 exons. The coding region runs from base 116 to 1204 and encodes 362 amino acids. Gene Ontology annotation, molecular function: phosphatidylinositol binding. Lineage: Eukaryota; Metazoa; Arthropoda; Insecta; Hymenoptera; Apidae. Gene Ontology annotation, biological process: phagosome-lysosome fusion involved in apoptotic cell clearance. The record is from RefSeq and is a predicted model, not a curated record.
GGAACCUGUUAUCACUUGGCCGCCGAUUUGCUUUCUCAACGAAUUUGAUACACCGCGCAGACUUUCGUUUGGAACGCUGUAAAUAUCCUUUAUACACGGCUGUUAAUUAAGUAAAAUGUUUCAGGACGGCAUAUGCGAUACUGCCGACAUAUUAAAUAACGUUCCUCCUAAGAAGACGAUUCACGCUGACAAUGUAGACCUCUCGGACAAGUCGUUACAGGUGGAUAUAUCGGACGCCCUUAGUGAGAAAGACAAAGUGAAGUUCACUGUGCACACAACGACGACGUUACCCGAAUUCCAGAAACCAGACAACUUAGUCGUCAGGCAGCACGAGGAGUUCGUCUGGCUGCACGAUCGAUUCGAAGAGAACGAAGAAUAUGCUGGCUACAUCAUUCCUCCUUGUCCGCCGCGGCCGGACUUCGAUGCCUCCCGGGAGAAGUUACAGAAACUCGGCGAGGGCGAGGGUAACAUGACACGUGAAGAGUUCAAUAAGAUGAAACAGGAACUGGAGGCUGAAUAUUUAGCGACGUUUAAGAAAACUGUUGCCAUGCACGAAAUGUUUUUAACUAGAUUAGCGAAUCAUCCGGUUUUUCGUAACGAUCAUAAUUUAAGAGUGUUUCUGGAAUACGAUCAGGACCUCCGCGUGAGAGGUAAGACUCCUCAUCUUAUCAGAAUUACAAGGAAAAAUAAAAUGGAGAUGUUCGGUGGUUUGGUAAAAUCGUUUUCCACAACCACAGACGAAUAUUACCUGUCGGCGACUGUGAAGGACGUGAACGACUUCUUCGAUCAGGAGAUGUCAUUUUUACAAAGUUAUCAUCAUAACUUGAAAGAGGCGACGGCCCGUGCCGAUCGACAAACGGCUAAACACAAGGACGUGGCGGACUCGUAUAUCAAAAUCUCUACGAAUCUCUUGCAACUGGCUACGACUGAUAACGGGAAACUGGAACGUUUUUUAACAAAGAUCGCCGAGAUGUUCGAGAAGUUAAGGAAAGUCGAGGGGAGAGUAGCGUCUGACGAGGAUUUAAAAUUAUCGGACACCCUUCGUUAUUACAUGAGGGAUACAGCCGCGGCUAAGCGGCUCCUGUUCAGAAGAUUGAAAGCGCUGCAUGCGUACGAAUCUGCGAAUCGUGCUCUGGAGAAAGCUCGUGCCAAAAAUAAAGAUGUUCACGCUGUAAGUAUAACAUUGAUCCCGGUUAAUCUAUGA